AUGCAAAGAAUCUUUUCAAUGGUAGGAGAGGUGCUUGCACCAACCUAUCAUUCUGCACUUGAUGAUCUCAAGAAUCAUUGGAGAUCAAUUAAAACCUUUUAUAUUGAGAAGCAUGAUACAAUCGAAAGCUUUCAUGAAUUUCAAUUACCAGGUCACAUCAUAUCGAUGGUUUCAAUAUUGAUUGAAGAGAGUAAAUCAACUGGUGAAGCUGGUCCUUGUUUAGAGUACUUUUUAAAGAAUAGAAUAUUAGAGACAUUAUGUUUACUUGGUGUUCAUGAUUCACCAAAUGGAGUUAGGAAAUUAGUACUUCAAACGAUAACUAUUCUAUUGAGUGAUUUAUCAUUACCAUUGUUACCUCAUAUGAGUGUACACAAACCAAUAUACGAGAGUUUUGGACAGGGAGAGAGCUUUAUCGUAUUCCAAGGUCUACUCAAGAAUCUUUGGACUGUUGGUAGUAUUGGUGAACGUGCUAGAAAGGCAAUGAUACAAUGUCUCGAACUCAUCCCAGAGACUAAUCCAGCUGGUCCGAUCAUUGGAGGUAGUCGAAAAAAUAGUCUUAGUGAACCAAACUCCAACUCGACCAUAUAUCCAAAUAUUAAUCUAACAGAACAAUUUAAACAACUUCAAAACAGUAAUAUUGCUGGUGGUGGUGGUAACUUUAAAACGAACGAUUCGUCAUUAUCAUCAUCGACAUCUUCAUUAUCAUCACUUUCAGUAUCACCAACUGCCGAUUUAAUCCCUUCUCUUACAUCUCCUCCUCCUCCAACUACUAGUACUACUACUAUGGCACCACCACCUCCACCAGUCCCAUCAUCCAUGACACCUCCAACAAGUGGUGUAUCGAUGGACAAGGUGACGACACCUAUUACCACACCAAUCAAAUCAUCAUACAUGUCACAACAAAUCCCUUCAACACCAUUACCAAAUAUCCAAUCUCCAACCACUCGUAAAUUAAUGUUUGAAACACCUGCCAAGGAUGUACCAGUUGAUCAUGAUAAACUUGAUGUUGUCUUUUCAGAUCCAUUGGUUUUAUUAAAUCAUGUAAUGUUUAUUAAUAAUAUGAUUUCAGAAUUAAUUAAAACCUAUAAUUUAUUACCAUUGACCAUAUCAUCAGUUAAUUAUUGUAUAUCUGGUCCACCAAUUGCUCAUGAACAUUUAAGUAUUUUAGAAUGUUAUAAAUCAAGAGUAUCCUUUAUAUGUUCACUUUCUUCAUUAAAACAUAAUAAUAUUGGUGAAUAUAUAACAAAAUUAUGGGAAGAAUCAUUUAUUUCAGAUACAUUGGGACCUGCUUUACUUCAUAUUGAUGAUUCGAGAUGUGCUACAGCAAUGUUAUAUCUUCGUGAAAUAUUACCAAUUCUUCAAGGAAAUAUUGUUCAAAAGACCAUUACCUUUCUCGUAGGAGAUACAACAAAACCAGAGACUAGACCAAGUGAAGAUCAAGAUGACUAUGAUGGUGAUGAAUGUAUUAUGAAAAAAACUUUAAUUUCAAGAAUGUCUCAUCAAAAUUUUAUCGUAUCAAUAUCAUCACUUAGAUUAUUUUCAACUUUAUUGGGAUUACAUAAUUUUUCGGUAUUAUAUAAUUUAAUUUUGGUUAAUCUUCCACAAUAUUCCAACUUUUCAUAUCUGCAUAAUGGUUCAGAGUUGGAAAUUGCACAUCGAUCGAUUACCCAAUACCUAUCGUUGUUUGGUAACAAGUAUUGUAGAUUUGCAUCCAACAUCGAUUCCAAUCUAUCAGAGAUUCUACACAACAAGGUAUCAUCUCAAACAAAUGGCUAUUCUGCCUAUCUUGUUGAUGCUCGAUAUCAAAUAUCACUUUAUUCGCAAAUUUGUUCAAAUUGGCCAUCAAAUUAUUUAUUCAACAACAAUAAUAUUAAUAAUAGUAAUAGUAAUAAUAUAUCAUCACCUGUACAUAAUAAUAAUCAUCAUCAAAAAACAUCAAUCAUUAUAUCAUCACCUACUACUAAUAAUAAGAAUCAACAACAACAACAACAAACGACGUCAGAAAAUCAAGAUUUAUAUAUGGGAUCAUUCUUGGAACAAUUAUUUAAAUUAUUUAAACAAUCAUUGACAUUACCAAUCGAUAUUAAUUUUGUGAUUACUGGUAUAUUUUCAAAAUUAUGUUAUUAUCCAUGUCCACAAAUCUAUCCUUCAUUGAUUCAUUGUGCCGACGAUGAUUCAUCACCAUUCCCAAACCUUUAUUCUAUUAUUAAAGAUUUAUCAAUUGAAAUUGAAAAUAGAUCAAUUAAUAUACCAUUAUUUAUUGAUAUUUUGGAUCAACUACGACUUCAUAUGACUGAUAUUGGAAAUAUAACAAAUAGAGAUCCAAGUAACCAACAACCAGUAAACAGACUCAUUCAAGGUCUCGAUCAACCAACUAUCGACUUUUUAAAUUCAGUCAUUAUCCUUGAAGAAUUUUGUAAAGAAUUGGCAUCAAUCGUUCAAGCAAGAGUUAUAAAGGAAAUGAAUAGUAACAAAGUAACAUUUAUUACUAUCUUUAGAAUGGUAUAUCUGAGAGAUUGUAUAUUUCAAUCAUUCUCUCAGUUUCCAAUUGUAAAAGAUAAACGGUAUCAAUAUACAAAAGGUAAAGAAAUUGUAUCAUCAAAUCCAUUCAAAUCUUUGAUACACAUAUAUGCCUUGCCUUGGGAGUUUAUCAAACAUUAUUUACCGCCAAUUGAAACGAUACACAAGAACAGUAUAGUAUUUUCAUUGUACUGUCGUCAUCGAAAUGCAACACUAUCAACACUUGUUCAUAUCUUGGAUUGGUUACCUGAAGGUUAUAUCGAUAUCUAUUCGGCUAUGACUGGAGCUGCAUCAGUUGGUCAAUUCGAUAUCAUCAAGAUGCUUCAUAAUCGGUAUUCUCACGACUCUGAAAUGAAUGCAAAGGCAGCUAUCGACAAUGCAACACGUAUUGGCCAUUAUGAAAUUGUAGAGUUUCUUUUGGCUAACCAAUAUCAAGGUCAUGAUGCAGUCACCGUUGAAAUAGCAGCAAGGUUGGGACACGUUCCACUCUUGAAGAUACUUACCAAUGAUGGAACGGAAUGGGUACGUGAUCUAGCAUUCUUUAGUGUUUGUGAAAGUGGUAAUGUAGAGGCCGUCAAAUACCUCGAUCAAUUCAGACCCCAAUACCUCGACAAAUACGUUCAAAAAUUAUCUUCUGUCCAAGGUUGCCAAGAACUAUUUACAACACAUGAAUUCAUCUGUGCUAUAACAAAAGGUCAAUCUUUGGAUGUCGUCAAGUAUCUUCACGAAAAUAGAACCGAAAAACUAAAAGAUGGGUAUCAAUUAAUGAAUAAUGCUUGUAAAGAUGAUAGUCUUUUGGAAAUAUUAAAGUUUCUUCAUUUCAACAGGACAGAAGGAUGUACUGAACAGGGUCUUAAGAUAGCAGCAGAACUGGGACAAUUAGAAAUAGUUAAAUUCCUUGUAUCUCAUUACCCAGAAUUAAAAGUAGAGAGUGCUUAUGAUUUUGCAACUAGACAUCACCACAAUAAUGUAGUCAAGUUCUUAUAUCUAAACACUACCGAUAAUGCAACCAUAGCAUUAACCCAAUCAAUUAUACGCCUAAAUUUGGAAAUGGCCAUUUAUCUUUUAGAGAAUCAUACAGAUAAAGUACAAUUGACAAAAACACAAUGGGAUAUAUUAAAUUUAAAUAACAGUGAGAAAUGGGAUCAUGUUAAACAAUUAUUUGAACCUUUAAUGGUAUAUCUGAGAGAUUCUAUAUUUCAAUCAUUCUCUCAGUUUCCAAUUGCUCAAGAAAGAAGGUAUCUGUUUAAAAAAGGUAAAGAUAUACAAUUCAAAUCUAUGAUACAAACCUAUGCACUGCCUUGGGAGUUUAUCAAACAUUAUUUGCCUCCACUUGAAAGUCUAAGCAAUGGCUCCGUAUUAGUCUCUUUGUAUUGUCGUCAUCGAAAUGCAACACUAUCAACUCUUGUUCAUCUCUUGGAUUGGUUGCCUAGCAUUUGGAUCAAUGGCCCUUCGGUUUUUUCUGCAGCAGCAGCUGGUGGACACCUUGAUAUCAUCAAGAUGCUUCAUAAUCGUUACACUAGCGGCAAGAAUAUAUGUGCAAAGGCAGCCAUCGAAAAUGCAACAGGUAUUGGUCAUUUUGAAAUCGUAGAGUUUCUGUUGGCUAACCAAUAUCAAGGUCAUGGCACAUCCACAGUAGAAAUAGCAGCAAAGCUUGGACACGUUCCACUCUUGAAGCUACUUACCAAUGAUGGAACGGAAUGGGUACGUGAUCUAGCAUUCUUUAGUGUUUGUGAAAGUGGUAAUGUAGAGGCGCUCAAAUACCUCGAUCAAUUCAGACAACAAUAUCUCAACAAAAUGGACCCAAGCUACUAUCAUUCAGCCUUUACAACACAUGAAUUCCUCUAUGCUAUAUCAAUAGGCCAAUCUUUAGAUGUCGUCAAGUAUCUUCACGCCAAUAGAACAGAGAAACUAAAAGAUGGGUAUCAAUUAAUGAAUAAUGCUUGUAAAGAUGAUAGUCUUUUGGAAAUAUUAAAGUUUCUUCAUUUCAACAGGACAGAAGGAUGUACUGAACAUGGUCUUGAAAUAUUCCUUGUUUCUCAUUACCCAGAAUUAAAAGCAGAGAGUGCUUAUCAUUCUGCAACUAGAUACCUCCAAAAUGAUGUGGUCAAGUUCUUAUAUCUAAACACUACCGAUAAUGCAACCAUAGCAUUAACCAUAGCAAUAACACUCAAGAAUUUGGAAAUUGCCAAAUAUCUUUUAGAGAAUCAUACAGAUAAAGUACAAUUGCAAAGUGCACAUUGGGAGAGACUAAAUUUAAUAGAAAAUGAAGAAUGGGAUCAUGUUAAACAUUUAUUUCAAUCUUUGUAUAAUAAUAUACAACUAAAAUAA
Cavenderia fasciculata is the source of this 4851-nucleotide messenger RNA. RefSeq lists its product as uncharacterized. NCBI's taxonomy places the organism in Eukaryota, Evosea, Eumycetozoa, Acytosteliales, Cavenderiaceae. The transcript has 14 exons. Gene Ontology annotation, molecular function: protein binding. The record is from RefSeq and is a predicted model, not a curated record. Bases 1 to 4851 code for a protein of 1616 amino acids.